Molecule: messenger RNA, 1329 nt
Organism: Armigeres subalbatus
Lineage: Eukaryota; Metazoa; Arthropoda; Insecta; Diptera; Culicidae
Product: general odorant-binding protein 69-like
Exons: 1
Coding region: 363-1199 (278 amino acids)
Biological process (GO): sensory perception of smell
Molecular function (GO): odorant binding
Source: RefSeq, a predicted model, not a curated record
CUCAAUUACAAAGGUGACUACUUGUCUGCAAAAAGUAAUUUUUGAGCGGAAUUUCCCAACUAUGAAAUUCUUGGACUGAAAACUUGAAGUUAAAUAACGACUGAUUGAUAUAAUGACUGACUUGAAAUAAGAACCAUGAGCUUUUUAUCGAGAAUAGAGAAACAACAUUGCUCUCACAAACAUAAACAUUCUUCAUCGACGGUCUUCACACGUGCUUCGCAUUCCAACAAUGUGUAUCAGGAAAUCAAAAAUCCAGCCAACAAUUGACACGUUUCCAUAUUAUUUAAAUAAGCCUUCAAUAGAUUUAUUAGCGAUUCAGUGUUGUGCCACCACACCUCCCGGUAUUGUGCGUUCAAUCCAUCAUGGGGCUUACAUCUGCAUCGACGGUGGUUGUGAUUCUAAGCUGCUUGUCAGUGGCAAGGUGUGAUCUUCCCCACUACACGCUGUACUCGAAUAUGUUCAAUUAUCUGCAAGAGUGCGCGCUAUACUUCGAGAUACCUAAGGUGACCCUCGAUCGUUACAUCCAGGAUUGUUUUCCCGAUACCCCGGAGACAAGACGCCUGGUUCACUGUGCUUUGGUGGACUCCGGCGCUUGGGAUGAUCGCGAUGGGUUGGGGAAAAGCGUAAUCCAGUUUCUGUUCAAACCGAACAAAACCGACACCGUUUAUGAGGAAAGGACUCAAUCGUGCCUGGACCGGAUUGGGACCGGGGAUCAGAACUACCUCGCCUAUGAAACGUUCCUUUGCUACUAUCGAUACUAUGGGCAAAUGACCAACGAGGAGGUCUACAAUCCAAUGGAGCCGCUUGAAAUCAACCAGAUAUUGUUAUUUGUGCAACGGGUCCUGAAUGUUUCAUCGGAGCAGCUGUCGCGUUUCGGUCAGAGUGAUCAUAUGGAAGAUCCACUGUUCAAGCAGGUUAUCUUCAUUGGAUCGCUCCGGAUGGGUAUUUACAGCUGGGAUAAAGGGUUCCUGUCCGACGUAGCAUAUGAACAGUUCAACAUACCAGAACUACGCAGUCCGAGUACCGAAGCGUGUGUUGCGCGUGUGUCUUCCAAAUACCGCUACUGGGAUAAGCAGCAGCAAUGGUUCGAAGUAUAUAAACAAUGCUUGGCAACGUAUCUAGACUCGUUAAUGAUGAACUUCUUCCAGAAGUUUUUGAAUCCGACCGUUUGUAGUCAGGGUUUACCGAAUUUAGUGUAAUGAUGAUUCGUAACUCUGUGCGAUGGUUGCAAAAAUUUGUAAUAAAAUAUGUGUUUAACGCGAUAUCAGGAAUACAGGAACAAUCUGAACAGUUUUGUGCUAAGAGUGGUUAUAAAAUAGCCAACCUAAA